Prosopis cineraria is the source of this 991-nucleotide messenger RNA. RefSeq lists its product as uncharacterized. Lineage: Eukaryota; Viridiplantae; Streptophyta; Magnoliopsida; Fabales; Fabaceae. Bases 218 to 556 code for a protein of 112 amino acids. The record is from RefSeq and is a predicted model, not a curated record. Gene Ontology annotation, cellular component: ribosome. Gene Ontology annotation, biological process: translation. The transcript has 3 exons. Gene Ontology annotation, molecular function: structural constituent of ribosome.
AAAGUUAAUUAUAACCCCAAUAAAAACACAUUCUCGGGAGUCGCUUGAUCCAUUUCUCUUCCUCGACGAACAAACACUCCACGCUUCGUUGGCCGCCGUCCACCGUUGUCAGCCCUGCGUGGUUAUACUCUGGCAAGCACUGAAGAGGGUUCUAACCCUUAGGGCUUUUUCUACUUCCAAAAUCUGGUUACUCAAUUGCACGGAGUUUUCCCUAGAUAUGAGCUCAAUUGUACGGCAUGUAUCACGCCUUCUAAGACAGCCACUUAGGACUGUGGAGCCGCUUAGUAACGGGUGCCAUCAGCUGCAGCAGCUUCAGCAAUGCAGGGGAAUACGAGUGAUGGUUCUAAAUGGGGACUUGGACAAGGCACUGACACUUAUGCAGCGCACGAUGCAAUCAAGUGGGAUGGAGCGCAUGAUAAAACAGGUACAGAGACACCAUAUCAAGAACUCUGAGAAGCGUGUUUUGGCCCGGAAGAGAUUGGAGCAAAAAAUUCGAUCACAGGACCUUGCUCGCAAACUUAAGGCCAUUCUGCUCAAGAAAGUCAGGGGUCUGUGAGAAAGAUGUACGGCUAUUUUGAAAAAAAUGAUGGUUACUGUAAGUUGCAGUCAUUUUAUUGCCGGCCCUAGCUUUUCCUCUUUUGGGUUAUUCUGGUUAUGUUGAAUUCGAGCAAUCAUAUGGCUAAAUAAAAGCCAUUUUCAUGUACUUCGAUGUUUGGUAUGUUAUAGUUAUUGGACCUUAGAUGCAUGACUGAUGGCUUUAAUAUUAUUAACUAUAUUCAUUCUGCGAUGCGGCAAAGCAGUAGCAUUUUGUUUUAGUCAAGCCUGGAAUUGGGUGGAAAUGCAUGCGGAAUUGGGUGGAAAUGCAUGCCAAGACUAAAGAUCGCUAAUAUCUGAUGGGAAUCAUCAUAGUUCAUAUGUAUUCAGUAUCUGGAAACAAAUUCUCAAUGCUCAAGCAAAUCUUUUUUGAAGCUAGCCCUAUGUUUAUCUUGAA